CACGAUAUUGGCGGCGGGGCAUGUAAUAACAAAGUCGCAACCACAUUCAUUGCAACGCAUGUUUCUGUCGUGGAAGAGAGGAACAGGUGGACUUCUUGAAGACUUUUCGCACCUUUACUGUAGUUUUUUUCAGUGAUCAUUGACGAGCUGCUGAAAUCUGAGAGAGAACAAUCAACACACGGAUCAUUGGUAGUUCCUACAUUUUUCAACAAAUUAAAUCACUGACUUAGUAGAAUCAGACAUUUCAUCAAAGAGGAAGAACAACCAUCAUCAUCAUGAAGUACAUCUUGGUGUCGGGUGGUGUAAUAAGUGGCAUAGGAAAAGGAGUGAUUGCAAGUAGCAUCGGGAUGCUCCUGAAAGCUUGUGGUCUGAGGGUCACGUCGAUAAAGAUCGAUCCGUAUCUCAACAUUGAUGCUGGAACAUUCUCUCCGUAUGAACAUGGUGAGGUGUUUGUCUUGGACGAUGGCGGUGAGGUCGAUCUGGAUUUAGGAAACUACGAGCGGUUCCUGGAUGUUAAGCUUCACCGAGACAACAAUAUCACAACGGGCAAGAUCUACCAGCAUGUGAUUCAGAAGGAGAGGAAAGGAGACUACCUUGGAAAGACUGUACAAGUUGUCCCUCACAUCACCAACGCUAUCCAGGAAUGGGUGGAGCGGGUUGCUAGGAUACCGGUAGAUGGAGACGAGCUGGAACCAGAAGUCUGCAUCAUUGAGCUUGGUGGUACUAUUGGAGACAUUGAGGGAAUGCCCUUCGUGGAAGCGUUCCGUCAGUUCCAGUUCCGGGUCAAACAGGACUUCCUGUCCAUCCACGUGAGUCUGAUUCCUCAGCCCAAGUCAACAGGGGAGCAGAAGACCAAACCCACACAGGCCAGCAUCAGGGAGCUAAGAAGUCUGGGACUAUCACCAGAUCUGAUCGUUUGCAGAAGUCACAACCCAGUGGAUGACGGAAUCAAAGAAAAGAUCUCUAUGUUCUGCCAUGUCCCUCCUGAACAAGUAAUUUGCGUUCAUGACUGCUCUUCCGUUUAUCGAGUGCCUCUCCUGCUGGAACAACAGAAUCUCAUCUCUUUCUUCAAGAACAGACUCACCUUACAAUUCAGACAGAGGCCAAGAGCAGUCCUUUCACAGUGGCGGGAACUGGCUCACAGAAAUGAUUCACCAUCAUCGAAGCAAGUCACUAUCGCUCUGGUCGGCAAGUACACAAAGCUGGCAGAUGCGUACAUCUCGGUCACAAAGGCACUUAACCAUGCUGCACUCCAUUGCAAGCACAAACUCAACCUCAAGUAUAUUGAAGCUGAUGAUUUGGAGCCAGAGAUCAAGGAAACAAACCCAGUCAGAUACCAUGAGGCAUGGCAGAAGCUUUGCAGUGUUGAUGGAAUAUUGGUACCUGGUGGUUUUGGUAAUCGAGGUAUUGAAGGCAAGGUGGCAGCAGCACACUGGGCACGCGUCAACAAGAAGCCAUAUCUUGGUGUAUGUUUGGGUCUUCAGGUCGCUGUCAUCGAGUUUGCAAGGAACGUGCUAGGCUGGAAAGAUGCACACUCUGAAGAGUUUGACCCCAAGUCCAAGCACACAGUGGUGAUUGAGAUGCCAGAACACAACACGGGUCAGAUGGGUGGUACCAUGAGGCUGGGAAAGAGAAAAACACUCUUCAAGACAGAUCAGAGCAUUAUGAAAACCCUGUACAACAAAGCUGAGUUCGUAGAAGAGAGGCAUAGACACAGAUAUGAGGUCAACCCUAACGAUGUAGCAGACUUUGAGAAGAAUGGAAUGAAGUUUGUUGGACACAGUGAAGACGGCCAAAGGAUGGAAAUCAUGGAGCUUGAUGAUCACCCGUACUUUGUUGCCGUACAGUAUCACCCAGAGUACAUCUCUCGUCCCAUGAAACCCUCUCCUCCGUACCUCGGUCUCAUCCUCCAAUCCAUCAACCGUCUCAACCAGUACGUCUCUCGCGGCUGCCGUCUCUCACCGAGGACCUCCUUCAGCGACAACGAGUCAUCCGACACCGAGGAGGAGAUGACCCACUUGACUGCCAAUGCUGAGAGGAUGCAUUUGAACUUGACUCCAUAGCAACCAAGAUGGCCGACAUGUCCACUUAGUUAAUCCAUUACGUUAAUAUCUGUACUAUUUAAUCUUCUAUCUUUUUGUUGUUCUUUAAGGACUGUUAUUCCUCAAGUCUCUUAUUAUAAAGGUAUUUUAGAAAAGGAAGGAAUUUCAUUCUCCUGAUGCAUUAUGGGGUGACUCCAUAGCAACCAAGAUGGCUUCCAUGUACGUCUAGUUAAUACGUUAUCUGUACGACUAUAUCUCUUAUCCAUUGUUUGUUUCAUGGGAUGCUAAGAACAUUACUAGUAUAUCGCCCUUGCCUGGGAUGUUUUAUAAGGACAAAAUAAAGAUGUGUUGAGAACAUAAAAAUGUGUACGGGAACGUUAAAGCCAUUAUUGUUUUGUGAUUUGGAUGUAUCUCAAAAGUUUGAAACUAACAUGUAUGAUUAAUAGUUUUAUUAACCUUAAUCAGAAUAUUGGCAUAGACAACUCUAGAUUGAGAUAUUAUUGAUUUCGCCUCUAUGCAAUUAUGAUGUUUAUAGACGAUAAUGCCUCGGUGUUCCAGACACGGCUUUACAUCCAAAGAUCUGUACUACCAUAUAUCUCCUAGUUGUGAUUUUUUUCCUCCCUUUUUUUCUUCUUCUUUAGAAGGACUUGUAUUUCUCUUUUGUAACAUCUAUGAUAUGUGAUCAAUUGGUUUGUUACCCGACAAUGUUAUUUUCAGUGGAAAGAAUGAAAAUGUGCUAAAAUAGUCAAUAAGCUGACGUAUAAUAAACCCUUAUAUUAAAAUAAACAUUUUUUAUGCAGCACAAAUUGUCAAAGCACAAUACAUUUUUAUGCGCUACAUUUCAAGGGUCAGUAGGUGACUCUAUCUGAUCAUAACCCAUUGUCUAUGGUAAUGAGAGAAUUCAGUUGACAAUUGGUAAAUGGUUCAACAGACAUGCUGUCUAAUUAAGAGAUACUGCCACAGCUUUUAGAAAUACGAGCACAGCUCAAGUAGGCCUACAUUUGCUCGGAAAAACUUUGUUAUCUUGUGAAAUUGUCAUUUUGAAUGAGAUCGGUGCCGGCAAUGUGUGAUUUCUUUGUGAUAAAGAGUCUGGAGUGCAAGAACCAAACGGCCCUUUUAAGGGCCAUCCUCUGGUGUUAUGUUACUGUACAUUUUCAUGCACGGCACUAUUUUCUUGUACAGUGUAAAUACUUACCAUCAAGCAAAGUAGGUUUAGGAUAAUUUCAAUAUGCACAUAAUUCUUUAGUUCUGUUGUUGUUGAUAUUUGUCGAUCCUUAUUAAAGGCUUGUUCACAUAUAAUGCAGGAAACCAUGGCAGUUUACAGCAGAGCCUUUAAAAAAAUCUCUAUGUGUUUAGUGAAUGGCAUGAUAUAGUGGUUCGUUCACUUGGCUGUCGAUACAAGGGUUGAGGGUUCAAAUCCCAGCUCGCCACUAACAACCUUUUUUUAAAGAUUCAGUUCAUUUAUUCAAAUUGAAUGCCAGAACUUAUAUACCACAAAAUAACCAUAAUUUCUGAAAUGUCCCUGUUUUGAUGAAAUGGUGUAAUUAUGCCAACAUUUUCAUGAAGAUAUGUCAUAUCGAAUUAACUUUACAUACUACUGAAGGAGAACAUAAUUACAGUAAUUAUCUAUUGAGUAAUUUAUUGACAUUAUUUAAUACAGACAUAAUCAUACAAAAUAUAUCAUACGAUGGUGAAUGGUUGUCUGGCACAAUAUUUGUGAAAUGUUGAUUUAGAUCGAAAAACAUAUUUUUGUCUAUUAAGAUCUAGAAGGGUGUUAAUUCUGGGUUAAUUUCUUUGAGCUAAUACCCUUCUGGCUCCGUAAAAUUUUAAAGAUUUCAUUAGUUCUAUUUUUCAUUUCUAUGAACCAAGGAUUCUCAGUUUGUCUUUAUUGAUAUCUUUAAAUAAUGUGAAUUAUCGUUUUUCAUUUCACUGUGGCUCAGAAAAUACGAUGUUGAACGAGUCCUGUAAAAAUAUUUUCCCUUUGAAGUCCUGCAUUAUUUUUCCACUAUACAUUGUACUUUAGAUUACUGCCGCUUUAUUGAAGUAACUCAUUUGAUUUUGAUGUAAGAAGGACUUUAUUAUGUGUAUCACUAUUUCAUAAGCAGACCACAACGUCUUGGAAGGGCUUUAAAUAUGUGUUAAAGUCUUUUAGUUAAUGCUCUUCUUGCUCCAAACAGAUGAUUAUUGAUAAACUUUGUACCCCUCUUAUUUUGUCAGUGUUGUAGGCAUUUGUUUAUCCUCCACCAUUUUGAUUAUAACUUAUACAUAUGGAUGCUACAUUUUAUAGGUUGGAUUAAUAAAUAUUCUUGUGUUUUGUACACUA
This is a messenger RNA of Strongylocentrotus purpuratus (purple sea urchin), 4365 nucleotides long. RefSeq names its product CTP synthase 1. Gene Ontology annotation, molecular function: identical protein binding; CTP synthase activity. Bases 276 to 2063 code for a protein of 595 amino acids. NCBI's taxonomy places the organism in Eukaryota, Metazoa, Echinodermata, Echinoidea, Camarodonta, Strongylocentrotidae. Gene Ontology annotation, cellular component: cytoophidium; cytoplasm. Gene Ontology annotation, biological process: pyrimidine nucleobase biosynthetic process; CTP biosynthetic process. The transcript is spliced from 15 exons. The record is from RefSeq and is a predicted model, not a curated record.